AUGGUGGGGAUUGUGCCAGCUCCUCAUAUAGGAAUUAAAACACAAAGACAAGAAUUCAGCUUGGGACUUCCCAAGGACUUCCCCAAGCAACACUUCGCCAUAAGACAUGUGGGUACCAAGGCUGAGAAAACUYCUGGUGCUGCUGUUGUCGUCACUGAGAACAGCCAAGAUGCGCAAAGCGUCCCUCUCCCCCUCGUGGAGAGUGGUUUAUCCCAGCACGGCCGCAGCCCGGCCGCGGGGCGGGGCUACCCUCACAAGAAGAAGAAACCCUUCAUAGAGAAGAAGAAAGCUGUAACAUUUCACUUAGUGCACAGAAGUCAGAGGGAUCCGCUUGCUGCUGAUGAUACUGCACCCCAGAGAGUGCUGCUGCCCACCCAGAAAGGACAUGAAGAGUGGAGAAAGGAAGAGCAGCGGAAGUACGGAGUGUUCUUUGAUGAUGACUAUGACUAUUUGCAGCAUCUGAAAGAAGCAUCUGGUCCUUCUGAGCUUGUGCCUUCUGUGCGUGGUCACCAAAACCGAAUUGUGGUGACAAAUGAGGGACAUAUAGAGGACGAGAUUCAGCAGAUUGCAGCCCCAUCUAUUAAGUUGCCUUCUUCAGUGUUUGCCACAGAGUUUGAAGAGAAUGUGGGCUUGUUAAAUAAAGCUGCUCCUGUUUCAGGGCCACGACUGGAUUUUGACCCUGAUAUUGUUGCAGCCCUUGAUGAUGAUUUUGACUUCGACAAUCCAGAAAAUAUUCUGGAAGAUGAUUUCGUUCUGCAAGCAAAUGAACCAAAAAAAGGUGGUUCAGAUGCUGAGGAUGAAGAUGAGUGGGAAGAUGUAGAGGAGGAUGGUGAUGAUAAGGACGAUUGUAGUAGUGAUGAAGAUUGUGAUUCAGAAGGCCSUUUAUCGGAAGAUGGAGUUAAUGGACAGAUGAAAGAGUUUCUCUUCAUGCAAGAAGAAACCAGGAGUCGGUUCACAGAAUAUUCUAUGACGUCUUCAGUAAUGAGAAGGAAUGAACAAUUAACCUUAUUGGAUGACAGAUUUGAGAAGUUUUUUGAACAAUUUGAUGAAGAUGAGAUUGGAGCUUUGGAUAAUGUGGAAUUAGAAGGCUAUAUUAACACUGACAAYGCUCGGUUACAAGAAGUCCUGAAUGAUUACUACAAAGAGAAAGCAAAAAACUGUGUGAAACUGGAUACUCUUGAACCCUCUGAAGAUAUAGACUCUCCUGUUAAUGAAGAUAGUGAAGAAGAAAAGGAAGAAACAGUAGCUCUAGUUAUUGAAGAAUCCAAAGAAAAGUGGGAUUGUGAAUCGAUUUUGAGUACAUAUUCAAACUUGUAUAAUCACCCCAAGCUUAUUGAGGAACCAUCUAAGCCCAAACCAAUCAAAAUAUCCCAGAAGACUGGAAUUCCUCUACACAUCUUGCCUCAGAAAGGUCUUACAGCUAAGCAAGUGGAACGCAUGCAGAUGAUCAAUGGCAGUGACCUGCCGAGAGCAGCAACACAGCCACGUUCCAAAAAUGAGACCAAAGAGGAUCGUAAAGCGAGAAAGCAGGCAAUAAAAGAAGAACGAAAGGAACGUAGAAUGGAGAAGAAAGCCAACAGACUAGCUUUCAAAUUGGAGAAAACAAGGCAAGAAAAAGAGCUGCUCAAUCUCAGACGGAAUGUCCAAGGACUGAAACUGUCUUAAUGAAACCAGGGAGCUUUUGUGGUGCUUACCUUUUUAUCUGCCUUGAAAAGGGAACUGAUACCUUACAGGUUUAGUAGUCAUGCACAAAAAAGAUAUUCAGMUAUUUCUGUAACGAGAUCCAGCAACUUGUCCUUCUUUAUGAAGUUAUGCAUUCUGAACUGAAAUUAAACAAUGUAAUAAUAUUGUUGUGUUUUGUCAUGAAUGACAUGACAGCUAUUGAGAAUCUGCAUUAUACCAGAUAAUGUAUAAUAAAAAGAAAAAUAUUUUUCUAUGUGGCUAUCGCUGAACUAAAUUUCAUGUUUGUUGAAUAUAUUCUGCAAAUCAGCAGAAUUCUGCAGAUUUGACCUACUUGAACCCUUCUGUUGUUAUUUGAGUUCCUACAGAYCUAUAUGUGCAGUUGUCUUCCUUCCAUUAUAGUGAUGUGUAGGCAUAGUGCCUUGAUCCAGCAGUCUCAUAAUUCAACAAAUU
Messenger RNA from Nothoprocta perdicaria, 2133 nucleotides. It is a transcript of the gene LTV1, whose product is annotated as LTV1 ribosome biogenesis factor. The record is from RefSeq and is a predicted model, not a curated record. Gene Ontology annotation, cellular component: nucleus; cytosol; preribosome, small subunit precursor. Bases 1 to 1665 code for a protein of 554 amino acids. Gene Ontology annotation, biological process: ribosomal small subunit export from nucleus; ribosomal small subunit biogenesis. The transcript has 12 exons. NCBI's taxonomy places the organism in Eukaryota, Metazoa, Chordata, Aves, Tinamiformes, Tinamidae.